This is a messenger RNA of Prosopis cineraria, 1149 nucleotides long. Its product is annotated as glycine-rich protein A3-like. Bases 391 to 939 code for a protein of 182 amino acids. The record is from RefSeq and is a predicted model, not a curated record. Lineage: Eukaryota; Viridiplantae; Streptophyta; Magnoliopsida; Fabales; Fabaceae. The transcript has 3 exons.
UUUUAUUUCUUGGUCAAUUUUUACAUCCCUUUUAAUUUGUGAAUGAUAAUUCCUAAGAUUGAUCCAUGUCUUAAGAGCAGCUAGUCGUUCCGAAUCUGCAGGAAUCUGUGAACGAUAAUAUUUGCUGUUGUUAUUUGAAACCGCAGCGAGAAUUAGAGUACAAUUGCUUGCAGUAGUUCCUGUUUUCUGGGAUUUAUAUUGUAGCUUUCUGAGUACGCAUAUGAAAAUUUCCUUCCUUAUGUGAAUCAAUUUGAUAAAUUACCGUCGCGCGUAAAUGACAAUAGGGGCCUUGCUCAUUGUGGCAUUACUUUUCGUUAAUUCAUAUGCGGCUAGCUCGAUGACAGGCCUGUUUCGUUGAUAACUGCUUAUCAAUCGAGAAAAGAGAAAGAAAUGGCGAAUCAUCUCUACGCUUCAAAGAUGGGAGGUGGAAACGACGAUGAACGUGACAAAGGACUUCUUUCGAACAUUGCUCAAGGGUUAGCUCAUGGUGUUCAUGGGGCUCAUGGUCAUGGUUAUCCACCUGGAGCCUACCCUCCGCCACCUGGGGCCUACCCUCCGCCGCCAGGGGCCUACCCUCCGCCUCCGGGAGCAUAUCCUCCACCACCUCAUGGGUAUCCACCUCAUGGUGGCUAUCCCCCAGCAGGUUAUCCUCCUGCUGGCUAUCCGCCUGCUGGUUAUCCUGGUCCCUCUGCUCCAGUGCACGGGUACGGGCAGAGUCAUCAUCAUGGAGGGCCUGGGAUGGGGGCAUUGCUUGCCGGAGGAGCUGCUCUUGCCGGAGCUGCAUACGGCGCUCAUCACCUCAGCCACGGCCACGGCCACGGCCACUAUGGGUACGGUGGUCACAUGGGCCAUGGGAAAUUCAAGCAUGGCAAGUUUGGCAAGCAUGGAAAAUUUAAACACGGAAUGUUUGGAGGAAAGCAUUUCAAGAAGUGGAAGUGAUCUUACUAGUGUUCCUUCAUGAUUCUCCAUGCUCUUGUUUCCAAGUUCUUAUAAAUAAACCACGAUGUUGACAGUUUGUUUUAACUUUGAUGCCGUUAGCUCAUAGAUUUUUGAAUCUGAAUAGCAGCACUGAUUGUAUUAUAAGUUUGCUGGUCUUGAUUUUCUGUUGACAGCGAAAACAUAUUGUCUAAUACCAUUCUUUUCUUUUUA